Messenger RNA from Ochotona curzoniae (black-lipped pika), 27280 nucleotides. It is a transcript of the gene LRTM3, whose product is annotated as coiled-coil domain containing 168. The record is from RefSeq and is a predicted model, not a curated record. The transcript is spliced from 6 exons. Lineage: Eukaryota; Metazoa; Chordata; Mammalia; Lagomorpha; Ochotonidae. The coding region runs from base 275 to 27070 and encodes 8931 amino acids.
AAUUUUUAAAGCUUACUGCUGGAUGCAUCUCACCAGUAAGUGUCCAUUAUUGCCAACGCUGACGUGAGCUCAGUUGAAUACCCACUAUGACACGUGUGUGACCUAGGUCCCUAGCAGUCACUGCUGCCCUGCCUGAGACACUGAGCAACACUGGACACUUCGUGGCAGGGUACUGCAUGUGGGAAUGAGAUAGACACACCAACUUGGGCUUGGGAGUGUCCAAAGCAGAGCACUUCCGGAUGAGACGCCAGUCUAGUUUGCACAGUACAUUAAAAUGUCGAAGCCAUAUAGUUUCUUUAAAACAGUAGUGAGGGAUGUACUGGAAGAUGAUGCAUUUUUGACGUUAUGGGAACUUAUAGAAUCCGUUUUUCAAAAUUACUGGGUGACAAUCAUCUUUGCCAUUUUCUUGGGAAUCAUUUUUGAGGUAAUAUUCAUAAAAAUUUAUGCAUGCUUUCAGAAGAAGAUUGCACUUCCAGAAAAAUGUGGUUUCUACACUCAGAAGAAUGAAGACAGUAACCUGAAGCACAUGGAAUUUGCUCUAAAGAAACAUCCAGUUAUUCAUCUACCUUCAGAAGAAAGAACUGAUAUCUCUUCAGAAAGGAGAGUUGCCUCAAUGCUUACACCUGAAAGAAAUGAAGGUAACUUCACAGAUGCAGUUUUCAUGUCAGAUGAAUCAAAAGGAUCAGCCACCAGUGAGAGUAGACACUAUGUUAGUCACUUUUGUGAAAGUCAUGUGACAUCUUCAAGUACAACCAGCUCCUCUUUGUCACUGUUUCAUUCGGAAGUAAAGAAAAUUUUCCUAAACAACAGACAGCAUACAGAAAACAAACAAGAAAGAGUAAAAUUUUCUUCAAAAAAAUUGUUUUCGAUAAUGAAAACUAACAAAAAUAAAAAUUUAGAGUUUUCUUCUGAUCUUAGUUUUUCGAAAACAUCUAAAUUCUAUACAGAAAAUGAACAUAUAGUUGUGACACCAUGCCCUCCUGCCCAUCUAUUUCUGUCUAAAGACCAAGUUAGACUUCUAGAAAAAAAUGUGAAAAAUCAAUUUCCAUUAAAACACAGUGCUACACUACAGAGUGAAACUAUUUAUCUGUGCUCCAAAUCCCAAGAGUCCUUGGUUCAGAAUCACUGUUCGGUACACAGGGUUGUUUCUGCCCAAGCACAAGAUUCCUUUCCAGAACAAAAUGCUAUUCAGAAUCGAAGUUUUUAUGAAACUCAAUUCCCUGGCCAAGGCCAACACUUCACUCACAGUCAAGAACCUAUCAACAGCCAGCUUGAUAUCAUGGCCAGUAGUGAUGUAACUCAUUCUCAGGACUUAAUGAAUAAGCCAUUUUCCACCAACACAGAAGACUGUCUUCUGGCCCACCAAGUGGAUAGGAGCCAAAAUCUUACCCCAGUCCAAUAUACUGUUAAAAUACAAGAAGGUUUGCUCAGUGGCAAAGAGCCUGAUGAACAUUUAGGUGAAACCCAAUAUUUGGUUUGUUUUGAAGAAUCAAACAAGAUUAAAUAUUCUAUCAAGGGGGAAGAUAUUGCUUCUAAAAAUGCUGAAAAUCUAGAUUUAACUGUGAGUCCAAAUUCAUGUAUUGAAAAUAUGCUGCAAGUGGAGAGUGUAAAGUCAGAAGACCAGCAGCAAACUGCUUCAUCAAAAAGUAGCCAAGUUUCUCUAUAUAGCAGAAAAUCACUUGGCAAUAAACGCAAGCUCAGUCUUAAAAUUUCAUCUCUAAAAGCAAAGAAAACAACUUCACUGGUAUUUCAAACCACAAAAAACAAGAAUGAUUUAGGAUGCAAGAAUAAUACUGUGAAGAAAGAAUUACAUCAAAGGAAAGCUCUAUUAGAUAUAGCUUCACAGCUUGUUUCUGUACCCAAGUUUAUUCCUCCUUACAUUAAAAAGUGUUCCAUGAAGAAAAUAAUGGAAGUCAUGCGAGGCUUAAUAGAAUGUAGGUAUUUUCUGCAAAGGCAGAAUAAUUUACCAGAUACACAGGGCAUUGGUUAUGCAGGAUCUGUUGAGGAGCAGUGUCUCUCGGGCAUUACUGGAAUUGUACAGCAAGAUGAAAGGAAAAGUAAAGGACCAGAAGACAUUUCACCACAAAUAUUACCUCAGCCAGAACAGUCACUCAUGGCUAACAGUGAACAACUAAAGGCAUCUUCUUCAUUAAUACAAACAAACGGGAAGUGUAAAGAGUCUCCUGAAGACCCAAUUAAAGAAGCAAGAGAAAUUGAUACUACAGAAUUUCAUGUCCCAAAUGAUAAAAAAUCAGUUGAGUUUCCCAUUCCAAGGAAUGAGACACCUUUGAAAGAAGCUAUGUCAAAACCUAUGACCAAAUGUGUGUCCUAUCCCAAAGUAGAACUGAACGGAAGAAGGAAAACACAGGAAGGCUUCCUAAGUGCAGACAUUUCCCAUCUUCAACUUUCAGAUGGAGAGGAAUUUCCAACUAGAUUGCCAAAAAUGCAGAGAGACUUUUCAAAGGAAAACACACAGAACCAGAACAACUCUCUGGAAAUUGUUCUGGAGUUAUCAAAUCCCAAUCCACCCAUUUCCUUAAAAAACAAUGAAAAGUAUGAAGGCAUAGAAAUUCAAGUAUGUCUAAAGGAAGAGAAACAGUUAAUAUUUAACAUUGCAGAAUAUGGCAAUGUAAGGAAAACUGAGGAAUUGGAAUGCAACACUAGAAGCAACAUAAAAAAUGUUCUUCAAGAUAGAAGUACAUGUGAUGUGCGUUGCACUGACACACCUGAUAUGCAAAUACAAAGCAGAUUAAAUGACAAGAGACAUGCAUCAGUAAUAGUAAGACUUAAUCAAUCAGCAUUAAAGCAUGAGAAAUUACCAGAUGAAAAGAAAACACAGAAUUCAAAACACAUUGAUAACAACUUUGUACUUAAAAACCCAAAACAACAUGGCAGAGAGCAAGAAGGACAAGAGGAAGGAGAAGGCAUUUCACCGCUGACACAACAAGUCAUCAGCUUCAGUAUGUAUCCAAAUCAAAACCCCACACAGAUCAGACUCAAAGUGGAACAAUCUAGUUCAGCAAGUGGAAAAACUCAAGACCCAAACGGACAACCACAAGCUCUCUCUGUUUUGGCAACAAGUUCACCCAUUGUGAGCCAUCCAUUUCCAGUCAAGAAGGUAAUGCAAAACAUAGAAAGAUCUCCAAGAAGAGAAAAUGCUAUAGAAUCAAUGAAUCCACCUGCAAUGCCAGAGAAUUCCCCAGUUGGUAAACUUUUAAAUGAAACAGAGUGUGGUAUCCUAUUUGGUGGAAAGCCCAGUAAUGUACAAGAUGGUUAUAUUGCAGAAGAAAAGGGAAACUCAAAGAAAAGGUUACCUGCAGCUGCCCUGGAGUCUUUCAAAGUAAGAAAAAAAAUAUCAGGAACAAAAAAGGUACUCAGAGUAAAGUGUACAUCUAUGAAAGUAAAGAAAACAGUAGUUUCACAAAUGCCUUGUAUCAAUAGACAAGGUACUCUAAGACACAUUAAAAAAUUGGAAGGCAAUUUUCAAACCUUAAUUAAACAGGUGCCACAAGAUAACAUUGUAGCCAAUGUGCCUCUGAAUGUUACUUACCCUCAUGCAUCUGUUUUGCCUAAAACUGGAAUACACAGCAGAUUAAAUUUAGAGAGUUGCAGAUGUAUUAGACCAAUUUCAGAUAAAUCCCAAACUGAAGGGGAAGAAAACUGUUCAGAUUCUACUAAUAAGGAAAAUGAAACUACAGAUACACAGGAAGCUAAAUGGCAAGAUGAAGUGAAAGGAAACAAAGAAAUGCAGAACCUCAGAUUUGAUGUACAUGCAGAGAAGGAGAUUAAAACGGAGGGAGAAAUGAAUCAAUCAAUCUCAUCCAAAGAAACCCUUGUGGAGACUGUUGACUUCUCCAUCAUGGAUCUACCUUGUGUCCACAGUACGGAGAAAAAUCAAACAACACAAAGAGUCAUCAGAAGCACCACAGAUUCAGAGAUGCCUCCUCCACUAUCAGGAAAACUACCGAGUGCAGACCCUUCAAGUCAAACAAAAGAAAGUGGUGCUCCAGGCAAUGGAAGCGAUACAGAUGAAAUGGGUUACUGUUUUGCUGGAGAAAAGGCGGAAUUACCAAUAGAUGUGCCACCAGCUCACUUCAAAACACCUGUUUUGUCUGAUUCUAAACCAAAGAAAAACAGAGUAAGAUUUGCAAGCAUGACAAGUUUAUUGAGACCAAGAAAUAUAAAUAUGAAGGCAUUGAAGCCAUCAGCAUCACAAAUAUUCAGCAACAUAGGCCAUAGACAGAAAUCAGAAUUGAACUUUAAGACGGUGGUUAGAAGGAUCAGCCAAAGUGAAGGAUUGGUCCCUGAGUGUCUAACUACCCUUUAUUCUCCUGUUUACAGCCAAUUGCAAAGUAUUUUCUGUUAUGCUCAGUUAAAGCCAGGCAAACCAGCAAAGAAAAAUUACAUUGAUGUUUAUGCUAAGAGUAGUGUAUUCUGUGAGGGGGAUGAAAAAUUCCAAGACAAAGAAGAAAAUGAACAAAAGCUUUCAGAAGCAGCUCUAGAGCAUGGUCAGCACCUGCAGCCUGAUGCGUGUCAAAUGAAGAAGGCCGGCUUUACGGAGUCAGAGGCCUCACUGACCUGUUCAGCACAGGAGCAACCUAUACCUAAGCAGAGAUUGCAGAACCAGGCAGGGUUUACAGAAGCUGCCUCACAGGCUACUCUCAAAAUGGACCCUGCAGAAGCUGAGGCAUUGCAGACAACAAACAAAGCAGAAUGUGUGACAAGUGCUGACGGUGCUAAAACUCCACUUCCAAGAUCAGGGGACUCAUCACGUGGAUUCAGUGCCUAUCAAGAGGCUCAGGAAGAUGAUGAACUGGUCAAAUCAGGUGAGGCAACGGAUGAACCAGAUGUAAAUACUCAGGUACACCCACAAGCAUAUUUUACACAGAUUAUUUUGGGUUCUAGUCCAUGCCCUAAACUGGGUCAACUUCAACUUGAAAAGCCAGAGACAUACAUUUCACUUUCACCUCUUAAGUCUGAGAAAGAAAAGGCUUACACAUUUUCUGGAAGAGAAAAUGUUAUCUUAUCUGGAGCAAGCCAUCAGAAGCAACAGGCUGAUGGCAGCGAAAAGAAAAAGCCAGUGACAUUUGAAUUGGACAUGUCUACUCCAUCUACAUCUCCAAAGAGGAGAAAUUUGAAGCAAUUUUCAGACAUGAAGAUACUAAUGAGUCAUAGAUGUGGAGUUAUAAAGGCAAAGAAACCACUGAUGUCGUCCAUAUUCCAUAUUAAGGGUGGUGCUAGUCCAAAUCAAAGAAAAGAAUUGGGAUACUUGACAACCAAAAUAAAAGAAGUUCAUCAAAAGAAAGAGGUAGUAGAUCAAAUGGACUCUGUCAUGACUGCUACACCUGAUAUUAAUGUAAAUAACAAGAUAAAAACCAAAAAUGAUACAUUAAGAGAAAACAAAUUCCAUUCUACACAAGUAAAGCAAGAAAUAUCACUUCAUGAAAUUAGUACUACUUCAGAUGGCAUUGUUAAAGAUGAAGACAAAGAAGAACUUGAACAGCAGGCAUUGUUAGAAAUACUUCCACAGCACAGCCAACAUUUUAUGUUCUGUUCGAGUCAUAGGAAGGGUCUUGAUUUGCAUAACAACCAGGGAAGAAGAAAAAUUCUUUUUGUUACAGAACAGAGUAUCCAACAGCAAAUUCAGAAUACAAACCCAAUGCAAGAGGAGGAGCUGAAAAAAGACCUCUGGCCACAAGAUGGCAUGACCUGUAUACCAAGUUCAAAGCUUCCUCUUUUACAAACAGAGAGCUCAGGAAUUGGUUACAUUUCAGUUUGCACAGGAAAACACAGUGUCCCAACAGAUAGGAACCACAUGAGGGAACUGUGUAGUUGGGGCAAAGAGGAAAAGGCAGAGCUUACAAAAGGUCUACAAACACCUGCUGUGGAAUCUUUGGCUGCCUCCACUCCUGACAUAUCCAAAUCCAGAAGACGAAGAAAGGCAUUUUUCUGUAGACUCUUAAGACGUGAAAUGAAUCUCAAAUAUGUUAUUAUGAAGACAAGGAAAGCACCAACUUCACAGAUUUUUAAUGUUCCACGAUGUGGUUAUCUAAAAAAUAUACCUCCCAAACCCCUGAAAUCCCAGGUUGCUGAGUUAUUAACAUACUCUGGAGUCCUUUCUGAUAGGUUUCAUGUGGUGGCACUCAACAAUCUUAUUGCAGUUAAGACAAGAUUAGCACAGAAAUUACCGACUAUAAUUCAGGAAUCUUUGAAUUUCCCUAUGCAUAUGUUAUCUGCAUCUAAAAGAAGGAAAAACAAUUUAAAAUUUAUAGAUAAGAAGCAUAAAAUAAGUAUCAAACGUAUAACUUUAAAGGCAAAGAAAGCACUAAUCUCUGAGACAUUUAAUAUCACAGGAUAUGGAAUCCCAAACCAUGGAAGAAAAUUAGAAUGCCACUCAAAAACCAUGAAGAAACAAAGCAAACCUGUGGCAGACACCAUUUCUAGAAUCCCUGAGUCUCUUGACAUGAACAUGUCCAACAGAAUGCAGGAGAGAGGCAUCCCAUGGAAAAUGGGAUUUAAUCUCAAAUUGCAACAGAAAGAGCAAUUGAUACUUAAAGAAAAAGCCCGGCAUGCAGAUCACAAUGAAAAGGUUAGAACUUCAAAAGUCAAAGGACAACGUACAGAAACAGUCCCACUGCUUUGUGAACACUUCAAUUUCAAUGCUCAUGUAGUGAAGGGGCCUAACUAUGUGAAAUCAGGUCUAGAAUUGAAGAAUUCAACAAGUGAAAAAAUGUCAGAAGCGCUUACUCAGGAGCUGCAGCAACAAACACUUGCCAUACAGAGCAUAUUAGAUUCCAUUUGGAAUUCGUUUCCAUUUGAGAAUCUACCAAAAAGAACAAAAGCACAAAAUGACGUGAAUGAUGAUGGGAUUCCAAAGAUUCCAUCUCCAGUUAGUGGGUCUUUAGCAGUUACAACACAAAAUGGCAGCCCAUCUGAAAGAAGCCUUCAAAAAGAACUUGCUAGUUCUGUUUCACCAAGAAAAAUAAGAUUGCAAAAGGAUUUGCAUGCGAAAAUCCUGGCGUCUCUUGAUUUUUCCAUGCCUGUUUCCUGUGAAUUUAAAGCACAAAGAAAUACAGUGCAACUCCAUAAAUCUGUAACUGAAAAAAAACAGAUGUCAUCAAUUUUCAAGACAAUAAACAUCUCUAAGUAUGGUAAGCAUCAUCAUAGAAAGAAACAAAAAUUCAUGUUGGAAACGAUGUGCAAAGAAACAUCUCAAGAUAUGUCAAAUGUAUUGAUCAACACUUUUCCACUUGUACCUGUCUCAUCUAGCAUUAAAAUGCACGAUAAAGCAAAAACAGUGAAAAAUUCAUUAAGAAAAACAAGCAAUAUUAUGCAGCAAAAGAAUGACCGAAGGAAAAGAUUGUAUAUAUAUCCUUCUAAUAAAUGUAGUAUCUUAAGCAACACAUUUGAAGGAAUGUUGCAAGAUGAAGAAGAAAAUAAAUGUGUCACACACCCAUUUUUGUCUCCAAUGCCUGCUUCAACUAUUGUCAUAAAAGAUCAAGACAUACAUGGCAGAUCAAAAGCAGAGUUGGACAAACUUAGAAUACAUGGUUAUACUCAUCCAGAGACAGAGAAAUCAUUAUUUGAUGGGGAAAUGCAGAAGGCCAAUUUGACUGAUAAGCAAAGUAGAUACAACAAUGCAACAGAAAUGCACAUACAACAUGAAAAGCAGGAAAAAAAUAUCCAAAGGAUAUCAGAAUCAGUCCCAUUCUGUAGCCAACACUUUAAUUUUGCUGCACAUCAAAUGAAAGAUCCUGGCCCUCAUAAAUCAGAGUCUGAGCUGAAGAAUUCAGAAAUCGUACACAAUCAAAAUUUAUCUUGUGCAGUGCAAGAAACACAACCAAGAGAAAUUGUUUUGGAGGCUUCUCACAGACACUUCAAUUUUCUUCAAGUUAAAUCUUCCAAUAAAAGUCCUUGUAUACAAAAAGGAAUAAAAAGUAUGUUACAGCCCAAGGCUCCAUUUCAAAUGGAGAAAUCAGAGAUUGGCUCAGUAAAACAUGAUACUAGCUGGAAGGAAAAUCUCAGAGUAAAGCAGGACGACCCUAUUUCUGAGAGAAAUGCAUGGAAGCAAAAAUACUUCAGAACAAUUUUCAAACCUUUACAUUUUUUCAGACUUGUGUCCUCUGAUUUCGAAAGCCUCAGCUGCCCACUAGACAAGAAAAGUAUGAUGAUUCUCAAACACAGAAUUCUGAAAACAAAGCAACCACCAAUUUCACUGGUUUUUAAUAUCAAAGGAUAUCCUGCAGGAGGUCAUAGGAAGAGAAAGCAACCCAAUAUUAAGUACAAGAUGAAAGAAAGUGUGCAGUAUAGGGAAAAAGAGGCCUUACUCGGUGCUGCUGAGGAUGCUCAGAGUCCAUUUCCCAAAUUAAUGAUGGAUGAAUUCUUAUUUGAUAAAGUAGCAAAGAGUACUGUAUCUAUUAGAGCAAUUCAAAAAAAUCUGUGUGGUCAUAUUACAGAGAAAGAGGCAGAGUUGCCAGGAAACUCCAACACAAUUCUCUUGGGGUCUUUGAAUAUUGUCAUGCCUGACUCUAAUAGCCAAAUAAAUACAGUGCAGUUAUCAGAAAAGGAAAUCAUAUUGAAUUAUAAAUUUUUAAUUAAGAAGAAGAAGAAAUCACCAAGCUUACAAAUACUUAAAAUCAGUAGACACUCUAGCACAAAGCAUAGAAAAAAAUUUGAAUCCAAUUUAAGAACAAAAAUGAAAUCCAUAUGGCAAGGUAAAAAUGCAACUGAUACAUUUUCAGAUACCAUUUACUUCAUGCCACAUACUUCUGAAAUGAAAAAGCAAAACAGAUUUGAAACAGAGACAGACAUGAGAAUAUCAAAGUUUAAUAACAUGCAAGUGGAAUCAGCAGUUGAAGGGGUGGCAGGACACUCCAGUUCCGUUGGCAUGAGUGGUGUUUUCAACUUUUUAAAGGAAACAAAGACACCAGCUAGAAAGAGUGAGGAAGAAAAGCCAGAACGUCCAAUGGAAAUUGUCCCAUUGUGUAAAAAGCACUUCAUAGUAAAUGCAUAUCUCAUGAAUGAAUCUGACAUUGGCAAAUUAAAAGACAUGUGUUUUAGAGAAUCUUAUUCCCAAGAAAGUCAACUUUAUGAAUGUACACCAGAAAAUAAUAGAAAAGUAGAAAAAAACACACAAGCACACCUGAAAGGUGAGCUGCCAGAAACGGAGAAAUCAAAUAUUUAUGCAGAACUAUAUGAGCCAACAGGUGUUACUAUAUUGACUAUAUAUAAUAAGAAAAUAGGUCAUUCUGUUUUGCAAGACCAAGCUCCAUUUCACUUCACAAAAAUUUCCCUGGACUCUGUUGACAGUCAUGUGCCUGUUUCAGGGGAAAUUAGACAACAAAGCGAUAACCUAAAAAUGACUGACAUGUUAAAUCACAGAGAUAUACAUUCGAAGCUAUCACUUAAUGCUUUAGAUCAUGCUUCUAUAAGUAUUGAUAAGGGAGACACACAGAACUUUAAAGCUCAGAAGAUAGGAGAGGACAGAGAUAAAGCUAUAUUAAAUGCACAGCUAAAAUCUCCACAUACUUCUAUGUCUACUGUACACAUAAAAAUGAAGGAAUCACCAAGAACCUGGAAUACAAUUGAACAAUCUUGUGAAAAGUUAAAUAUGCUGAAUAAGUCUAACAAUGAGAUGACAGAGUAUGACCAACAAUUUUUGCUGAGCACAGCUCCACAGUGUAUUCAGCCAUUUGAGUUUGCAGUAGAUCAAAUGAGAGAACUUGGUCCUUUCAAAUCAGAAGCAACUUUGAUCAAUAUAGUAUGCCCCAAGAACACCUUUCUUCAGAAAACAGAAAUUGACUUAGUGAAGCAAAAACCAAAGAUGAAAGUCAGUCCAGAGUCUACUUUUAUCUCUAAUCCCCUUCAAAUUCAAAAGCAAGGGAACGAAGUUAAAAGUGCAAACUGGAAAAUAAUAGCAAAUCCUAAAAUUCUUGCCCUGCAAAAGAAACAGCAAGAGCCAUGUAUCUCAAGAACCCUAUGGAAUUCAUAUGCCUACAAACCUAAGUGUCUUGAAAUUAUAAGCCAUAAAAGUAAUGCAAAAAUGGCAUCUGUAAAAAACAUUCUGCAUAUUAAACAGAUAAAAUUUAAGGGAAAGAAAACACCAGUUUCCCAGCUGCUUGUAUAUGGUACUAGAAGUAAUAAAGAACUGAGAGGCAGCAUUCAACAGCAGAGGAGAGUACAGUUGAGUAAACAUGCCGGAAGUAUAGUUCUGAAAACUGCUUUUGACACUGAAUGCCUUAAAAUUCACAUUAGAAAGUUUAUAGACAUAAAACACAAGACUGACAAGCUACAGGAACAGGUAUGCAUUCAUCCACUGCUGAAGCUGGAGGCAUCAAAGAAAAGCCAAGUGCCGUUUCCGGGAUACACUGGUAUCCCUGACAUCACGCAAGAUGAUGCAAGAAAAGAGGAGCAAAUUCACCAACAUACUUUAGCAGAUAUACCACAGCAAUCUAUCCAACCAUUACAGAUUAAGUCACAGAACAUGAAAGACCAUUAUGUCAAAUUAGAUUUUCAAACAAAGGUGUACUCUGAACAAACUUCACAGAGAGGAGGAGCUGAUGACCCUAGGCUUGGUAUCUCAGGAAGUAUAAGAGGACCAGAAGACUAUAUUGAAGGGGAAGAGGCGCAGCAACAGAAAUAUUUGCCAGUGUCAAAGAUGUGCAAACUAAAAUUGACUGGUGACACCAAACUCAAACUAAGGAAGGAGCCUCUUCAUUUGAAAAAGACAGAGGAAAUCCAGACAAAACAAGAUCUGAAACUAUCAAAUCUGCAGAGGAAAAGAGGAUUGAAGGCAACUAAGAAUCUACUAGGUGCAAACGAACAAUUCUGUAUCCCAGGGCCAUUGGCAAAGCAGCAGCCUUUCACAGCAGUUCUGCUGGAAUCCAUCUCCUCUUGCAUACUGGAUCGGUUUCAUGCUGAGAAGCCAAAGCCAGAAGUUAACACAAAAGGCACAUUUUUAAAGAGUUUGUCUACACAGGUAACGAAAAUCUCAAAGAAAGAUUAUACAAGUGUUUUAGAUGUGGAUCACAGAGCAAGAAAUAUUGAAAGAAUACUCUUGCUUAUUAAAGAACAAGAGAAUAGGAGGAAAAAAAAGAGAAAGGAUAAAGAAUUUGAAACAGAAAUAGACAUGAAUGCAACAGUGAAUCCCAAUUUGAUUCCAAGAUAUUCUUCUGCUGGAUUACAACUUAUUAAUGCACGAAAGAAUGUUAACAUAUUCAAGCAAAGAAAGAGAAAAGAAAUAGAUGGGCCUGUGGCUAUACAAUGGAGACAGCAAAAGUUUCAUGGUCUGGGUACUAUCUCAGAUUCUGUUCAUACAAAUGAGUUUAUUUCUACUGAAGUUGUAAAGAACAAAGGAGGAAAAACUUUAUUGAAAAAUGCUCUGUAUCCCCAAAGGAUAAAAAUGAAGGCAAAGAAAGCACCCAUUUUCCAGCUGCUUAAUGUUACAGAAUAUGGAAUCCGAAGCAACAAGAAGGUACUGAAAUGUAACAUUAGGAAACAGAAGGGAUACCAGCAGGGCAAAAGCAUAGCGGUUUUAGUUCAGAAUGCUAACUACAAUUCUGGCUGGGUAACAUCUCAUGCCAAAGAGGAUAUAAAAGUAAAAAGGGUAACGGACCAAACAACAAAGCAGAAAUGCAUUCCUUUACAACUACGAGUAAAGAAAUCACUAGGUAAAGCCAAAAGACCAUAUAUACAGCCCAAUGAUAAGAGUGCCAUGCUAAGCACUUUUAAAACAUCACACCAACAAAUUAGAAAGCAAAAAGAAAAACAAGUUGUGUUGCUAGACAUUCUCCCACAAUAUGGAGGUCAGUUAGUGAUUGGCAAACAUGUACCUGAGCCUGACCAUGGCAACUUUGACACAGAUUUGGAAAGAAAACCAUGUGCUCUUCUACUUUCACAGAAGAGAGAAAUAAAUUAUAAUAUGUUUGACACCCCAAGAAUUAGAUCAGAUCCAGAACUUGAAUUCAUCAAUGCACAAAGUGUAAAGGAGAGAGAUGUAGACAUUGCUGCCAAAGGUUCAGUUUCUAUUCCACAGAGAAGAAAAAGAUCAAAAAAACUGAAUAUUUUAAGUUCAAAAAGGCGGAACAUAAUUUUUGCAAAGUUGGUUAUUUCUCAACAAAAGAUUUGCAAGGAGCAAAAACUACAGAAUCAAUGUACUUCCAAGACAGAUCAGGAGCCAGUUGCUUACUAUGUUACAAAACCCCUUCAUUUGAAAAACACAGGGAAGGUAGUGAAGGAAGAAGAUGAGUGUAUUAGCCUAAAAACUAUAUCCCAUUCAUUGGGAAGACAAUCAAAGGAAACCAAUAUUCCCUUGGGUUUCAAAGGACAAGAAUUUAUUUGUUCUGUUGUAGAGGCUCAGAACAAAAUGUGGGCAGUACAGAAAGGGCUAGUGAAACAAGGUAAUGUUGCAGAAAGUACCAUGGCUUCUGGAUCUCGCACCAGUAGUGACAUUCAUUUGAAACAAGCAGCGGCCACACCAAGGAAAGAAAGUGAGAGCAAUGAAAAGCUACAGGAAAAAGAUCAAGCAAAGUUAAGUGAUAGUUCAUUAAAAUCAAACAAACUGAAAGUGGAUUUUUCAAAAAGCUUGUUACUGAAGCAGCAAAACAUUUGUAAUCAGAAUAAAGAAAGAAUUCUGGAAUCCAUUUCCUCUUGUAUAUUGCAUAAAAUUUAUACUGAUAGUUCGAACAAGGAGGUUUCAGCAAAACAAAUAAUGAGGUCAAAAGGAUUGAGCCUAAAGGUACAGAAAAAAACAAAUGAUGUAGAUCAACCUUCAAGUUCAGAAGGAAUUAAUUUGCAUAAUAUAAACAGAAAAGAAUAUCAACAAGAAAGUACAUGUGAGGCUUUUUCAACAUCUAAUUCUCCACUGGAUGCAUAUCAGAUUAAGUUGCCAUGGGUAAAGAAAGCAGUCAAGACGGAAGAUAGUCCAGCGUACCAUAAUACAAAAGUGGAAGAAGUUGAUUUGUUUACUAUAAGAGACGGAAAACAGCAAAAAACCACUAUUAUAGAACCUGCAUCUCACUCCAGAACAAAUCUAGUUGAAAUUAGUACCUCAGUACACCGAGUAAUAUUAGAUGCUAUUCAUUGUGACAACACAACUUCACAAAAUAAAGAAGCAUUAAAACAAAUGGAUUUCCUAGCUGAAGAUAUUAAAAAUAAUAAAGAACAAGUCCUGCUCAGCUCAGGGAAAAAACAGAAGCACAAAUCAGUUUCCUCUGAGAACCUUGUGAAGCAUAAAUCCUACCCACAGGAUUUUCCCUGUCUUCUGCAACAUUUGAUGCCUCAGACAGAGAACGCAUUAUCAAAAUUAAAUAAGCUACCAGGCAGAAAAGAGGAAUCUAUCGUGCCCUCAAGUACUCAAAGGGAAAUGAAAAAACAAAAUACAGUACUACCUUUAGAAUUGUGCAACAGGGCCAUAAACCAUAUGAAUCUUUUAUUUUCAAAAGGAAUGAAAUCAUCAGAUGUGGCAAAGAUGUUUGGUUCAAUAUCAAAUGGAAGCACACCAAAGCUAAGAAUUAGUAGUAGGAAAGAGGAAUCACAUAAGGCAAAUCAAAAGAUGUACAAAGAAAUAGGUCUACCUGGAAUUUUUUUGCAUUCUCUUUCUGUAUGUAUGCCCAUUUUGAAUGCAUAUAAAGCACAGAAGAAUAACAUAGAACAAGUAUUUACAAAAGACAUAAUAUAUGCCCAUAGAAGAGCUCUGAGGUUGAGGAGAUCAAUAGUUUCACAUGUACUCAAUACCACUGACUCUGGUACCUCAAGCAAGAGACUAGACCUACAGUGGAACAUACAAGAGAACAUUGUAACUGUGGAACGUAGAAAAAAAACAGAUUUGGCUGUGACAAAAAUAGAUGAGCCCAUUCCUUCUUUGCCUGUUCUUAAAUUGAAUAAAGAGAGAACUGAUGGGGUUCUGCUAAAUAAUGUAAAAAGAACACCAAGUACAUCAUGGGAAGAUAAGGUUAGAGUAAAAACAGUGGAAGACUCCAAGAUUAUUUUGAAGGCAGAGGAAUCAUCACUACCAUAUGUACCUGAUGGAAACAGAAUGCCUUUGGUUCUGAACAUGACAAAACCAGAGAGUAAGGUACAAGAGGAUAAAGGCACAUCAGCUGAGCACCUGACAAAUUCAUAUCCUUCCUUAGCAUGCCUUUCCCAUCCUAAUUUAAAUUCAAGAACAAAAUUAGGAAAAGAUAUAUUGGGAAUACAAGGCAAGUGCCUUCCACCAACAUUUCAAUCAUUAUCAGAUGUCAGAAAAACACUAUUUAGAGAUUCAACAAGUAGACAUAGUUCAAGUAGUGCUAUCGAUUCAACAUGCCUGCCACAGGAAAAGAAGGCAGGUAGAGAAAAUAUAAUAGAUGCAAAAGACAUAAUUGACCUCAUAUGUAUCACUUUGCAAGGAAAGAAGUCACCUUUUAAACAACCACUGUGUGGAGCAGAGCCACAAUGUGCCAACAGAGGGCAAGAAAAAAUAAUAAAAAUGAGACAGGAACAUAAAGGUAGUUUAAAGAUAGUUCAGAGUAAACCCCAGGCUUUUGUUCCUUCUUCAGCUCGCUUGAUAUGGGACCACAGAAUAAGAGAUUUAUACACACAAGGGAUUACAAGAUUUUGUCUUCCACCAUUAACACUCCAGGAAUUAUCAGAGACAACAGAAAAAUAUGAGAAAACAAGUGAUAAUAUUUUAAGCAGUAUUAAAAAAGCAAAAUGUGUAUCACAAAAUGAUAGGAAGGAAAAAUCAUUGGCAGAAAUAACACAUUUGCGAAGACUAACUUUUACAACAGGGCAACCUAUAGUGUCACAGGAAUUACAAUUGAAUCUUGAUGAAGGAAAGAAAAAAAUGCAGGAAGAUGAAACUAAACAAGUUGAAAUUCACAGCAAAUCUGCCAUCUCUUUUCUAUCUCACUCUGAAGUGGGCACAAGAGGAGAGGAAGCCAUGCCAACAAAAACACCAUUCUCUGUUCUACAACGGAAGCUCCAGGAGUCAUCAUAUAUAGAAAAAAUUGUACCACAAAAGUUUAUACCUGUUCACAUCUCAAAUAGUGUAAAAAACACCAUAGGACAUAUAAUACAGGAAGAAGAGGAGAGAAGAAAAGUAGAAAAUGCCAGGCCUUGGAAGAAAAGUACAUUAUCAGUUACACAGGAAAUUAAGUUGGAUGGUAAAGACAAAAAGAUACAAAAAGUUAAAGAUGAAACUCCCAUUCCUUCUCCUCAUCUAAAAUGGAGUACACAAAUCGAAAAAGCAGACUGUGUAACUGACAUAAUAAUUCACACUUCCCCAGAAUUAUCACAGCAGAAGUCAAACAUAGGAACAAAAGAAAAAGAAUCUUUUGAAGGUGAUGUUACAAAUAAAGUGCAAAAUGUGAUGGAACUAGUCCCAAAUAAAGAAGAUAAUGUAAGGAUAAUAACCAAGAAAUACACAAAAGGAAACAAAGCACUUUCAUGGAGCCUUUCAUUGAAUCCUGAGAAGCAACAGAAGGUGGAUCGAGAAGGUGAAGAUCAAGAAAAAAUUGGUCGAGAAAGCAAUGAGCCAUUAAAAGCAAAUGAAGAUCCAGAAGUUAGAAGGGAAAGAAAUGUAGCUCCAGAAGUUAGAGUCCAAGGUAAUGUAGAUUCAGAAAGUAGAGACCAAAAGAAUUUAAAUACAAAAAGAAGAGAAGUAAGGAUUAUAGAUCCAGAAGGCAGAGAACAAGGGAAUGUAGAUCCAGAAGGUAGAGAAGCAGAAAUUAUAAAUCCAGAAGGCCAAGAGGUAGGAAGUAUGGAUCCAAGAAGCAGAGAAGUAGGGAUUGUAGAUCCAGAAACCAGAGAGGAAGGCAAUGUAGAUCCAGAAAGCAAAGAAACAGCAAUUGUAGGUCCAGAAGGCAGAGAGCUAGGGAAUAUAGAUCCAGAAAACAGAGUCCAAGGGAAUUUAAAUACAAAAAGCAGAGAAGUAGGGAAUGUAGAUCCAGGAGGCAGAGAAGUAGGUAAUACAGCAGCAGAAAGCAGAAAGAUAAGAAAUAUAGAUCCAGAAGGCAGAGACCAAGGGAAUGUAGAUCCAGAAGGCAGAGAAGCAGGGAUUGUACAUCCAGAAGGCAGUGACCUAGGGGAUGUGGAUCUGGAAGGCAGAGACCAAAGAAAUUUAAAUGCAAAAAGCAGAGAAGUGGUGAUUGUAGAUCCAGAAGUCAGAGACCAAGGGAAUGUGGAUCCAGAAAACAAAGAAGUAGGGAAUGUAGAUCCAGAAGAUAAAGAUGUAGGGAGUGUGGAUCCAGAAGACAGAGUCCAAGGGAAUGAAGAUUCAGAAAGCAGAGACCAAAGGGUUGUAGAUGCAGAAGGCAGAAGCCAAGGGAAUGUAGAUCCAAAAGGCAGAGACCAAGGGAAUGUAGAUCCAGAGAACAAAGAAGUAGGGAAUGUAGAUCCAAAAGACAGAAUCCAAGGGAAUGUAGGUCCAGAAGACAGAGUCCAAGGAAAUGUGGAUCCCGAAGACAGAGUCCAAGGGAAUGUGGAUCCAGAAGACAGAGUCCAAGGGAAUGUGGAUCCAGAAGACAGAGUCCAAGGGAAUGUGGAUCUCGAAGACAGAGUCCAAGGGAAUGUGGAUCCCGAAGACAGAGUCCAAGGGAAUGUAAAUCCAGAAGAUGGAAUCCAAGGGAAUGUAGAUCCAGAAGACAGAGACCUAGGGAAUGUAGAUCUCGAAGACAGAGUCCAAGGGAAUGUAGAUCCAGAAGACAGAGUCCAAAGGUUUGUAUAUUCAGAAGACAGAGUCCAAGGGUUUGUAUAUUCAGAAGACAGAGUCCAAGGGAAUGUGGAUCCCGAAGACAGAGUCCAAGGCAAUGUAGAUCCCGAAGACAGAGUCCAAAGGAAUGUAGAUCCCAAAGACAGAAUCCAAGGGAAUGUAGAUCCAGAAGACAGAAUCCAAGGGAAUGUAGAUCCCGAAGAUAGAGUCCAAGGCAAUGUAGAUCCAAAAGACAGAGUCCAAGCGUUUGUAUAUUCAGAAGACAGAGUCCAAGCGUUUGUAUAUUCAGAAGACAGAGUCCAAGGGUUUGUAUAUUUAGAGGACAGAGUCCAAGGGAAUGUAGAUCCAGAAGACAGAGUUCAAGGGAAUGUGGACCCAGAAGACAGAGUUCAAGGGAAUGUGGAUCCAGAAGACAGAGUUCAAGGGUUUGUAUAUUCAGAAGACAGAGUCCAAGGGAAUAUGGAUCCCAAAGACAGAAUCCAAGGGAAUGUAAAUCCAGAAGACGGAAUCCAAGGGAAUGUAGAUCCCGAAGACAGAGUCCAAGGCAAUGUAGAUCCAGAAAACAGAGUCCAAGCGUUUGUAUAUUCAGAAGACAGAGUCCAAAGGUUUGUAUAUUCAGAAGACAGAGUCCAAGGGAAUGUGGAUCCCGAAGACAGAGUCCAGGGGUUUGUAUAUUCAGAAGACAGAGUCCAAGGGUUUGUAUAUUCAGAAGACAGAGUCCAAGGGUUUGUAUAUUCAGAAGACAGAGUCCAAGGGAAUGUAGAUCCAGAAGACAGAGUUCAAGGGAAUGUGGAUCCAGAAGACAGAGUCCAAGGGAAUGUGGAUCCAGAAGACAGAGUUCAAGGGAAUGUGGAUCCAGAAGACAGAGUCCAAGGGUUUGUAUAUUCAGAAGACAGAGUCCAAAGGUUUGUAUAUUCAGAAGACAGAGUCCAAGGGAAUGUGGAUCCAGAAGACAGAGUCCAAGGCAAUAUAGAUCCGGAAGACAGAGUCCAAGGGUUUGUAUAUUCAGAAGACAGAGUCCAAAGGUUUGUAUAUUCAGAAGACAGAGUUCAAGGGAAUGUGGAUCCAGAAGACAGAGUCCAGGGGUUUGUAUAUUCAGAAGACAGAGUCCAAGGGAAUAUGUAUCCCAAAGACAGAAUCCAAGGGAAUGUAAAUCCAGAAGACAGAAUCCAAGGGAAUGUAGAUCCAGAAGACAGAGUCCAAGGGAAUGUGGAUUCAGAAGACAGACUCCAAGGGAAUAUAGAUCCGGAAGACAGAGUCCAAGGGAAUGUAAAUCCAGAAGACGGAAUCCAAGGGAAUGUAGAUCCUGAAGACAGAGUCCAAGGGAAUGUGGAUUCAGAAGACAGACUCCAAGGGAAUAUAGAUCCGGAAGACAGAGUCCAAGGGAAUGUGGAUCCAGAAGACAGAAUCCAAGGGAAUGUAGAUCCUGAAGACAGAGUCCAAGGGAAUGUGGAUCCCGAAGACAGAAUCCAAGGGAAUGUAGAUCCUGAAGACAGAGUCCAAGGGAAUGUGGAUCCAGAAGACAGAGUCCAAGGGAAUGUGGAUACCGAAGACAGAGUCCAAGGGAAUGUGGAUCCAGAAGACGGAAUCCAAGGAAAUGUAGAUCCUGAAGACAGAGUCCAAGGGAAUGUAGAUCCAGAAGACAGAGUCCAAGGGAAUGUAGAUCCAGAAGACAGAGUCCAAGGCAAUAUAGAUCCGGAAGACAGAGUCCAAGGGAAUGUGGAUCCCGAAGACGGAAUCCAAGGAAAUGUAGAUCCUGAAGACAGAGUCCAAGGGAAUGUGGAUCCAGGAGACAGAGUCCAAGGGAAUGUAGAUCCUGAAGACAGAGUCCAAGGGAAUGUAGAUCCAGAAGACAGAGUCCAAGGGAAUGUAGAUCCUGAAGACAGAGUCCAAGGGAAUGUAGAUCCUGAAGACAGAGUCCAAGGGAAUGUAGAUCCAGAAGACAGAGUCCAAGGGAAUGUAGAUCCUGAAGACAGAGUCCAAGGCAAUAUAGAUCCGGAAGACAGAGUCCAAGGGAAUGUGGAUACCGAAGACAGAGUCCAAGGGAAUGUGGAUCUCGAAGACGGAAUCCAAGGGAAUGGAGACCCAGAAGACAGAGUCCAAGAGAUUGUAGAUCCGGAAGACAGAGACCUAGGGAAUGUGGAUCCAGAAAACAAAGAAAUAGGAAAUGUGGAUUCAGAAGGCAGAAAGGAAGGGAGUCUGGUCCCUGGAGACAGAAAAGUGGAGAAUGCAGAUCCAGAAAUGAGAAAGCAAGGAAGCAUGAAUCCAGCAACCAUGGAUGUGGGAAAUGUGGAUGCAGAAACUGUAGAGCAAGAGAACAUGAAUUUAAUAACCACAGAAGAUGUAAAUGUGGCUCCAGAAGGCAGGGUACAAGAAAACCUGAAUCAAGGCAAGUAUCAGCGGAACAUGAACUCAGAAAGCAGAGAUGUAAGGUAUAUGGAUCCAAAAAAAAGAGAACAAUUGAACACCAUUGCAGAGGGCAGAGAGGAAAGGAAUGCAGACCCAGAAACUGGGGAGCAAGGGCGUGAAGAUCCAGAAACUGAGAAAGAAAGGAAUGCAGAUCUAGAAGGCAAGGAUCAAGAUAGUGUGGACCCAGAGAGCACAGACAUAGGGAAUGCAGAUCUAGAAAGCAGAGAACAGGGUAAUAUGGACCAAGAAGGCGAAACGUUAGGUAACACAGAUCCAGAAAUGAGAGAACAAUGGGGUUUGGAUUCAAAAGACAGUGAACCAGCGAACAUGGGCCUGGGAACAAGGGGGCUGGAGAACAUGGAUUCAGAAGCCAGAAAGCAAUGGAAAGCAGAUCAGAAAAGCAAGGAGCUGGGAAAUCCAGCUCAGGACAGCUCCCAGGAAGGAGGAACACGCCAAGAAGAUAAAGAUGAAGAAGAAGUCGUUCUGUUCAUACAUUUACCUUCUGUUUCGUCACUAUCUGAAUAUGAGCCAAGCACAAGGGAAGAAAAAGAGAACCAAGAAACAAAAGCUUCUAUUUCACAGAAAUCAUUAGCUGCUUGGAAUAUGGCAAUCAGGGAUGAAAUCUCAAAUAACAUAGAAAGAGAGCAUGAGCCACAUAAACAACUGGAUGGAGAAGAAACUACAAUAAGCAUGAACUAUGAUAUUCAUGCCGAAGGCAUGGAUCCCAAGGCAAAGCAAUCGCCACCAGCUCCACAGUUCCUCAGUCUCAGUGGGGAUAGUGGUUCUAGAUCUUCAGUGGUGCUGAUAAAUGGAAGAGAAAACUCGGAGCCUACACAGGAAAGACAAAGUGAACUAGACGAAGCUCUGACAUUAUCUUCUGUCUCUCUCUCUCACUUAGACAGAGGACUCAAAAGUGAGGAUGAGGAACAGGAAGUAACAACUUCCUUGCCACCAUCCUCCCGGAGUGUAGAAUCACCCAGCACAGAGGAAUUAAAAUACCCAUUGUCACCUUUGAGUGAUAUCACAAGCAAUUCUGAAAGAACAAAGUACAUAACACAGCUAGAAGAAGAUAAAGCAAAAAUUUCUGAAGAAUGCAUGCUGCAUCCCACAUACAUGGAUGUUGAGGCAAAAAAAUCACACUCUUCACAUAUAUUUGAAAUAAAUAAUCUGCAGAAAAACCUCAUAGACCAAGAGAAACAGAGACAGGAAACAACCAAGCCCCUGAGUAAAGUGCGUUCUUUCACUUAUUCUUCAACUCACUUGAAAUUAGAAACAAUAAAAGAAGAGAAUGAGGAGCCAGACUUAAUACAAAGUUAUGUGCCACAUCCUGUGUUCCAGGAAUCACUACCUUCAGGACAAGUAGCAGCUGCAGAGUCCACUGCUAACCAAGUAAAGAGCAAAGAUCAACACCUACCACAGGAAGAAGGCAGAGUACAGACAUUAGCCAUGAAUGGUUUCACUCACCCCCUCGGCAUCAUUUUUGAAGCAGAGAAAUCAAAACCUCCAUGUGGGCAUAGAUUUGUGGAGCACAGUUCUCCACAUGAGAGAAAGGAAAAAGCAUGGGGCAUUAAAGAAAAAUUAGGACAGAAGCAGAACAGAACAUUAUGCCCUGAUGUGGUUCUGACAAAGAUGUAUCCUUCCAUGCCUUCUCCAGCUCACCAUGCAUCCUUUCCUGCACAGUCAAAGCCUCUUACCUCAUCAUAUCCAGGCCAAAUUACCUGUGCAGAUCCAAAUGAAGGUAUUGGAUCACAAAAUCAACACGUCAUUGACUACAAACAAGUCAGUGACAAAGGAAAAGCAGAGGAUGCAACAGGGAGAAUAAUGCUCCAAACAGUAAUUUUAAAAGGAGAGAGAAAAACACCUGCACAUCUAUGUUCCAGAAAGAAAGCAUCUUUGAGUUAUAGAGAGCAAAGGAAAGAGGUGCAGGGAAGGAAAACUGGACCACAAACGAUCCGGAGGAAAAGUUUUGCUUCAUUGCCUUUUCUGUCUUACCUGAGAUGGGAUGAAGAUGUGGAGGAAAAGGAAAGCACACAACAAAGAACACAGUCUGGCUUUCUGCCCCCAAAAAUUCAAGAUCAACCCGUCUCGGACAAGAAAACAUGUGCCGAGUCAUUGCAUAGUUGUAUGUUAAGCUACAGAAAUGACACAAUAAAACCUAGACCACGUCAUGGAGAAAGAGAUAGAAUAGACAUAAAAGACAAAUUGCUUCCUGAAUGUAUGGAUCAGAAGGUGAGAUUACCACUUCCACAUGUACUGAGUAUCAAAGAAUUGCAAUGGAAAAUUAAGCAACAGAAGAGCAAGAUGGAGCAAGAGGCAAAUAGACUAAUCACGAGUGUGACAAGCAGAGCUACCAAACUGCCUCUCCCACAAUUACAGUUCCAGGAAUUAUCAGAUGCAGGAAGAAUAGCAUGCUCAGAAACAAUCGCUGGAGAACUUCCAAAUGAAGUAAGAGAAUUUAAAAAACACAUGCUUCAGAAAGAAAUGGCUAGAAAACAAAUUAUGGAUAUAAGUAGUAAAAUGAAUACCAAUCUUACAUACUUGAAGACAAAAAAAUCACCUCUGUUACCUACACACAGUUUAGGAGACCUUCAGUGCCAAACUAGAAGCCCAGAACAAGAAGUCAAGGAUGUUAAAAACAAGACACAAGUGGCUUUGUCUGAGACUUCUGCGUCUAGACCUUGCAUACUUUACCUUGACAUGAAUACAGGAAUCAAGGAAGAAAACACACCAGUGUUAACAAAGUCCUCUCUUCCCAUUGAGUAUGUCCAGAAAUUCUCAGAUUCCGAAGGAGGCGUAUAUGUAAAGCCAACUACUGGUGAUAUUUUAAUCAGUCCACAAAAGGGAAACCAAUAUAUGCUGCAAAAGAAAGAAGAAGACAGAGUACAAAUAGUAAACAUUAUAAUGUUUCCCAAACAUCCAGAAAUGAAGGCACCAGAAGGUAAAUGUGAAUCAGAUUUGCUCAUGAUCAAAUCUCCUACUUCAUUAUCAUCUCAACUUCAUCUCAAAAUGGAUAAAGAAAUGCAUGAUGAAAUGCUAAAACUGACAAGAACUGUUUUGCAGAGAAUAUCAAAUGUGGGGAAAGCAGUGACUGAAGACUCACUUGGUGGUGAUAUCAUGAAAGAUGUUGAAGACAGAAAACAGGAGGUGUGGGACAGAAGGAAAAUUGUUGAUAGAAGAGGCACUGAUGUAACUUUGAAGUCAAAGAAAUCAGCUCCUUCUUCUAAACUCCACAGAACAGAACUACAUGUGAAUAUCCAAGGAAAAAAACAAAAGGAAUGUGAAGGUCUAGGUGGACCACAAAGCGUCACUCUAAGAAAAAUGUAUGCUUCCAAAGCAUCACCACCUAACCCUAAACUGGAUAAAUGUGUGCAAGUAGAGCAAAGACUGGGAAGUAAAGCGUUGGCUCUUGUCCCAGUGAUGCUUUCAGCAUUAUCAGAUGCAGACAAGACAGCAGGUGCAGACACAGUGAAUAGUGAUGUAAGAAAUGGCAACCAAAAAUAUGCAUUGCAGGAAGAAACAAGGUAUCAAGUGAAAACGGUAGAUCUGAGCAUAAGAAUGCAUGACAAAGUGACAAAAAUGUCCCAAAUUUCAUCUUUCCUUAAUGCAGAGGCAUUUGUGUUGAAUAUCAAAAUGCCAGAGAAAAAAGAGCAUGGAGGAAAAGGUGAAUCAUGUGUGGUUCUGACCAGGACUUUGGUUUCUAUGCCAUCAGCACCUCACCUGUAUCUUGAAUCAGGGAGCCAAAUAGACAAAGACACACCAAGAAUUACAGAAUCCUCUUGUCCACAGCAAAAUCUUCAGAAGUCACUGGAUGCCAAGAAACUAGCAAAUAGAGAAUCAGUUGAAAGUGAUUGUAAAAAUAUUGUUAGGGAAACAGAACGCUUCAAAGAGGCAGAGCAACCUGGGCCUUCAAACUUCAUGGUCACUGUCCAGCCAAGGGAUGAACCUGCACGUGUAAAAUCAGACCAACACAUCUAUUUUCCAGGAUUUGGUACUAGUGGAAAAGGGCUAGAAUGGUUCUUUACCAGACAAAAAACUAAGCGCAAACAAUAUGAAAAAGAAACUCUUACCACGUUUCCUUCCUGCUCCACAGGAAAUCUUAAGAAAGAAAUGGAAAAACUGGAUCAUUUAAGCCAGAAACCAAGUCCCAGAAUUUUAGUUUCACUGCCAAUGGAAAUAUCCAGGGAAAUACUUGUCGCAAUUGGCACUGCUAUACCUGCAAAAGGGUUUUCUGGUCCAGAAGUAGAUACUCACCAACAAGGAACUUCAUCAAGAGCAUCUGUAGGAUCUGUGGAUUCGUGUAAAUUUGGUAAGUCACAGAAGGACGUCGGGAGGAGAAGUGAUGCUAGAACACCGUCUUCCAAGGUGUUAGUAACACACAGAAAGGGAUUGCUUGAAAAAAUGAAUGUCACCAAGUCAAAUACCACUCAAGAUGUGGAAGAACAAGAAACCGUCAUUAAAAAGCAAGGUAUGCUGUGGUCUGAAAGUAGACACGAGACCAGGCCAAACUCUAUCUGUUCUCUUACACUUUUACUUCAAAAUGGAAAGCAAAGCACAUUCUUGGGAACAGUUGAAGACAAGACUACUGUAUGUCCCAGUGUACAAACAUUACCUGGAACACACAUGGGUGUUACAAAGCCUGAAGCCAGAGGAAGACACAAAGAACACACAUGGUCUACUUCCCACCAAGAGGAGCUCAUUGCAGAUCUGGAGGAAAAAGAUGAAACUGACUCAAGCAUCACUGCAAAGCUAAAAUUGAAAGAAAUAGAAAUGGGCAAAAACAACAUUGUGAAUCAGAAAGAAGACAAAUUUAAAAUGGACAUAUGUAAAUUUGUACAUCAAGAGGGCAUAAUACAAGUGUCUAAGAGUGCUGUUGGUCUGAAGAAGCAGCAAGUCAGAGUGGGCCAGAGCAGCACCAUGAACCUUCCUGAAUCUCAAGUUAAUCAGAAAAUCUCUCAUUUAGAGAACAACUGUGUAGUCAAGCAAAAACAUAAAAAGAAACAAAAAAUGUCGGAUUCAGAACAAGUCAUUCAACUACAAAAAUUAUUUCAAAGAAGAGUUCUGGAUUCACUUUAUGCCUGCAUUCCUUUUGUGUCCAAAUCUGAAGGCCAGAAAGGUAGAGUAGUAAUUACAGAUCCGAAGAAAGAAUUGAGACCCAAAUAUUUAACUGGCAUGAACAAAUCAAAGAAUUUUGUUUCAUGGAGUGAAGACACUUUGGGAAUAGUAAUCAAAAGUGUUUCCAUUUCCACAAUGGGUCCACCUGACACUGAAGAAGCAGUAGGAUCUAAGACAAACCGAACAAGAGAAAAGAGAAAGUUUGUUUCUAAAUCCCAGGAGGAAUGGCUAAAUGUUAGUCAAAUUGUUAGGAAAGACACGUUCACAAUUGUAAAAGAGGAAGACAAUUUCAAAAACACAGCUCCACAGGAUUACCAGUCUUCUGUGGUGGAUGAACGACAUAGGCAGAGAUUGCCUAUCAACAAAUCAGAAGCAAAGCUUAGAGGUGAAAUAAAGAAGAAAAGGAAAGAAAGCGUUGUGCCAUGUCAUGAUGACUCAAAGAUCAUUCAGAAAUCUGACUUGUCUGUGCUUGAUGAAGGAGAAAAGAUACCAAACUCCAUUCUGACAUCCACAAAAUGUCCAUUUCAAUUGGAUGCCAUGGAGUGUCCCCUACUACAGACGCAAAGAGACCAGAAUGAGCCAGUAGGUGACACAAACACACAAGAAGCUGUUCCAGCAACUGUGCCCGUGCCACCCCAAGCUAGAAGCAGUGCCAUUGGAACAGCUGCAAAUAGCAGGAGUACAGAAUAUUUACUCCCUAUUUUUGAAGUAGUUAAGAACAUACUUGAAGCUCAGAUAAAAAAUAUGUUCCAAGAUAAAGCUUCUUCUGAUAAGGGGGAAAAUAUUCUAACCCUUGAAUGUGAUGACUUGAAAUCACUACCUGUUCCACAGCGUCCAGAGACAGCAUCACUAAUGUAUACCAAACUGCAGCACAAACCUCUUUUGAAGCACUUUACUCUUGAAGAAAAAAAUAAAUUCACCAGCCAUUUGGGGUUAAAAGCACUCGAAAUAAGGCAGAAUCUGAUACCAGACAUAGCAAAACAUUCGUUACAGAAGGUCAACUUUUAUCCAGUUGGGGCUAUUUCACAUGAUAAUAACUUAGACAGAUUGAUGAACUUUAUGCCUCCAGAAGGAGUUGGUAAGAAAGAACUUAAUUUGGACUACGAAUAUCAAAACAGUUCAUCUCCUAAGAAGAAACCGACUGCUCAUGUUUCAAGCGACAGCAAGAAGGCCGUCACGCAGCUUAAGAGAACUAGAAAGCUCCAAAGUGGCCCAUCCCCCGUGUCUCCUCUCAGUGGGAUGGCUCUGCUCCAUGUUCUCCAGAUCUACUCCGUCCAAGAAAAAGACAAACUUCUCAUGCACUUUUCUAUGAAAACACUGGAGAUACGAAUGGAAACGCUUCCCCAAACUGUGAGAGAAUCUUAUGCAAUGGCCAGUGCUCAUGAUAGAACUAAAACUUUAUGUAACUGUCUUCAUUCUACCGCGAAAGUACCAAAACAACAGAACAGAAUCUUCCUAUUUUCUGAGGAAAAAUCUCUUCAUCUAAUAGACCUUGAUUUACAAUACAAAUAUCUUCGUUUUCUCUUGGGGCUUUCUAUGGAAAGCAUGUUCCCUAAGCCAAAUGUACUUCCCAAACAUGUUCUUAAAUUAAACCCAAAUGCGAUAUGUAAGAAAGUCAACGAGAGCAGGGAAAGUCGUCGUCUUUCCAUUGAAACAGAGUCGUUAGAACAACAUAUCUCUCUCAAAAAGCAAAGUCCUCAUGAAAAUUUUACACUCAUGAGAAAAUUCCAGGAGCCAGUGCAUACACACUAUUCUGACCCUGGGCUCCACAGCACAGUGCAGGAAACUCCUGGAGUUCUUACCGAGUUAAAAUCCCAUGUGACUCCAGAAAAACAGAAGCAAUAUCAUGUCUGCUUUCGAGAAACAAAUAUAUCUAAAUCUUUUGACUUACAGACUCAGGAAAAGGCUCCUAGUUUAAUUGGUUCACCUUCAACUCAAAUUUCUAAAGCUCCUACUGAUAUUCAGACCAAUCCUGAGAAGUCAGCUGACUUGCAAGAAUGUCUGGUUUCAGAAGUGCAUGCAAAUGAAAAAUGCAUGCUUUUAGAAACCGAUUCUUUGUUAAGACAAGACUCACAAAACAUUCAAGUACAAAAAGGCAUUCCUAUGGGAAAUCUCUACAAGAAGAAAGAGACCACUAUUCAUUUGAAAACGUCUCACCCGGAGGGUUCAGGUUCUUAUCGCGUUAGUGCCUGUAGAAAACACACGUUAAUUAUGACGUCAACUUCCUAUGAAUCCCAGAAAAGUGAGAAACUGGGUGCAUCAGGCAAAAGGCACUCUCCUGCCACCUUGUGCCACACUUCAUUAAACGUGAUGGAACUUCAGUCCUCCUCGCUAUCGCUCAGUGAGGAGCACAGCUCACCUACCACCACAGAAAGCAGAACAAGUUACUCCUUAGCUUCCCUAACUGAAGCAAACAUUCAGUUACAUCUUGGGCAAAACCCAGAAUGCAAAAACAAAAAGAAAGGCAAAGUUAACUUAUUCAGAAGGAACAAUGUUCACUGGGACUUGGAUCACAGUUACGCAUGCAGCAAGGAUAAGCACACGAGAAAGAAGAAAGUGAGGGGUCAUGAGUCACGGAGAUUGGAUCAUUUCCAGAGCAAAAAUAGGUCAAUACCAAAAUGUCAUCAUGAAGCUAUCAGCUCCCAUUCUGAAAGAAAACAAAGCGAGCCAUUUUUUUACGUCUGUACCCCUGCAGAUGCGCUGGACGUUGUACCCAAAACCAUUCGUUGGGUCAUCCCCUCUAAAACCUUGAAGAAGAAAGCCUUCAGAGUCCCUGUGGUGGCAAAAAUUUCAAAUCCUUGGAAUAUAUGGAGUGCAUCCAAAAAGCUAUGGAAGUCACUCACGGGUCCCUUUAUUUAGUACAAAGCUGAUCUUACCAUAUCUCAAGUCCUCUGAAAUGGAAAGCUGAUUGCUAUGGUGGUAUUCUGGGAAAAAAAUAAAGCAAUGGAAUGCCAACUGGUUUCUUCAUGAAGUGAUUUCUUAGUCGAUAUAUUUUGCUUCUACAGUAGAUUGGUGUCAUGGUCUCAGGAGACUAAGAUGAAUAAGUAGUUGACUAGCUAUGAUCCUGCA